Messenger RNA from Penicillium manginii, 594 nucleotides. RefSeq lists its product as uncharacterized. Bases 1 to 594 code for a protein of 197 amino acids. The record is from RefSeq and is a predicted model, not a curated record. The transcript is spliced from 2 exons. Lineage: Eukaryota; Fungi; Ascomycota; Eurotiomycetes; Eurotiales; Aspergillaceae.
AUGGAUAUGACCGCAUUCUUCGACACAAUCAACAACAUGGGAAUUACGGUCCCCUCCACACCAUACAUCCGUCGUGAAGGAGGACUAUCUGAUAAUCAAUUGAUCAGUCGCUUCCGAAGUGGCAUGAUGAUGAUUGCAGCACGCAGCCGUUCUGUCAAAAUCCGCCCAGCAGAACCCCAGGUUCGUGUUCUGCCUGAAGACGGAAAGCUUCAGUGGCUCAUGGAUACAGGUGCAGACUUCCAUGUCCGCAUGAAUCGAGAUUUCUUCACUGACUACGUCGCCCUCGGAAAGGAUGCCUUUACAUGGUCAACGUCCGGAGGGGUAGAAGGAGAAGCGCUUGGUGACGGGAAAGUGACAAUUACCAUGAUCCGAGAUGACGGAUUGCUUCACGACAUCGAAUUCCUUGCGUAUUAUGCGCCGAAAAUCUACUCCAACAUCAUCAGCGCAUGUACACUUCGACGGGACCUCCGAAUCUACUACAGCGACCGGGAUUUGCCAUGCAUAAAGUGGAUUCGAAUGAUCGUUGUGGGAGCACAAAUGAUAUCCGAUCGGUUCCAAUUGAAGCACUGGCAGGCACUCUAUGCGCAAACGUAA